Aplysia californica (California sea hare) is the source of this 1394-nucleotide messenger RNA. RefSeq names its product glycine-rich protein 23. The record is from RefSeq and is a predicted model, not a curated record. NCBI's taxonomy places the organism in Eukaryota, Metazoa, Mollusca, Gastropoda, Aplysiida, Aplysiidae.
GUUCGAAUACCUGCACCACAUACUUGCCCUUCGCGUCCGCCUUUUUUUGUUUAAACAAUAGCUGUCUCCCCUUUCUUCUAUACUUCACAGAAAGUAACAAAAUUUCAGAAUUCUUUCCUCUCUUUUUUCCUCUUUUGUUUUUGGUUUUUGGUUUUUCAAAAAACAGCACCAAUACGUCACUACUUCUGAAAACAAACAGGAGGAGGAGGGAGAAGGGUAUAAAAGGCUACUUAGCCAGGAAUUUGAAAGAGUAAAAAAGAGUUUUUCGGAAUUUCUGCUCCUCUCACAGGGGACUUUCAGUGACAAGAGUUGAGCCGUAUAUUCUGUGGAGACAAGAAAGAGCCGUUAAUGAAUUUUGUGGUCUGAACUUUCAGACAAAUCUUUGCCUUCCACACAGGAGGCCCAGACAGACAGGCAGACGGCUCGUUUUGAACUCUUGCACGUUCGCAUUUUGAUACUUCGCUCAGUAUGAAAUCCUGCAUCCAGACGUGGGCUGUCUUAGCCCUGUGCUUCAGUGUGGCGCUGGCAGACAUGAUGUACCACCGGGGAGGGAGGGAGAGGGUUGGGAGGAGGGAGUGAUCAUGAAGUGUUGUAUGAAGUCUGUGACGUCAUGACCACCUGACAAACUCUCAACUCAAUUUUAGAACGAGUUCUCCGCUACUUCUAGCACUAACAUAUUACGAUAGAAGGUCCAACUUCUGUCAAAAACGUCUUCUUUUUAUACAGAUUUCGAAGAGAAAUAAAAAGAAGAUUCACCGUGCUGAUUAUCUAUGGCAAUGCUGAAGACUAUUUCACAUUUAUCGUACACAUCCAGUUUUGUCAUUCAGCUUUCCGGACACCGCAGACGUCUCUAAAACUCAUUCCGGUUCAAUCAAUUUGAAUAAAAUAGUAUCAAAGGAUGUGGAAAUAGAUGAUCCACGCAAUGAACAUCUGGAUUAUAGCUAAGAUGGAUUUCUUGGGGUUUUUAGAUGUUUGUUAUGAAUGAAACCACCUAAGCGAUGCCUUGAUGCCGUGUAGCAGCUGAACUGUCAUGCAGUAUACUAAGAGCAAAGCACCCAUAUCAUUCCCAACCCCCCCGCCCCACCCCACCCCCUUUUACUCCUUGACCUCGCACUCGCCCCUUGUGAGCUGAUCGCAUUGUGAACGAGACAUUCGAGCCAUCAAACAAGACCUUGUUGAUGGGAACCGGACAUAAUUGAAACCGUUCUGUUUUGAAUGUAGAUUUGCUUGUUCUGAACAGGACAUACAUAUACCACAAUCCUGCUUUGUUCAUUUGUACCUUAGUUACUGUACCUCUUUUGUUUUUGUUUAGGAUAAUAACGUUUUGAAACGUCUACAUAAUAUGAACAUUGAUAACAAAUUGAUGAAUAAAAUCAAAAAUAUAAAAAUAUGUA